This is a messenger RNA of Caenorhabditis briggsae, 1317 nucleotides long. The transcript has 9 exons. Bases 1 to 1317 code for a protein of 438 amino acids. The record is from RefSeq and is a predicted model, not a curated record. Lineage: Eukaryota; Metazoa; Nematoda; Chromadorea; Rhabditida; Rhabditidae.
AUGACGACUGCUUUCGAAAUCAUCGAUCCAAACGAGCCGGUGGAUGAGAAUAAGCUUCCGAAUGGAAUGGAAGUCAUUCAUCAUGAUGUUAAUGCGUUCUCCAAUCAUUAUGUCGAUGGAAAGUCAUUUGACGAUUUGAAAAAGAAGCAAGUGGAAACUGGAGCAGGAAUUCAUUUUGGAGUUGACUUCAAACUUCAUCCAGAUGGAUUGAAGAAGUUGAGUGCUGUUGGACAGGCGAUUCAAUCAAAUAACUGCAUUCUUCAACACAAUCUCGUUAUGUAUUCCUUUGUUUAUUCAAUCACUGUGGUUGGGCAGAACGAAAAAGAUGGAUUAUACUGCAAACUGAGUAUUGUUCCCGUUGGAUACACUUUCAAAUAUCCAACUGAAAUGGUCAAAGGCGGAGUUGCUGUGACCUACAAACCACAAGUUCCAGAAUUGGAAAAUGUCAAAUGGGUUCAUAAGGAUGGAACGGAAAUUGAUUUGGUCAGAGAGGACAAUGGAUUAUACUCCUGUCAAUCCAUGGUCACUUUGAAUUCUUUUGAGAAUUUCACUGAGAAUGGAGUUGCCGUUUUGAGAGUUGAAAUGACGAUUGACAAGGACUAUUUUGAAAUUGGAGAGUAUAUAAAAUUGAACUUGAAAGAAGCCCACGUGGCACCCAGCUCUUACAAGAUUCUGGAUAAGAUUCUGAUGGGAGAAAAGGUUCCAAAAAGUGAUUGGAUUCUGUCGGCUGGCGAGGGCUUCCCAAGAGAUUUUCAUGUUCAUGGACCGGCUGCUGUCACUAGUCAUAUGAGCAUUGGAAAAGAGAUCGCCAUGAUUUCUCAUGAGAAUCGCUUCAUCAUCACAAGUCUCAAAUCAAAGGACAUGCGUGUGAUUUUGACAUACAUCUACCAUCGUCGUUUUGUUCUUCCCGAUUUCGAUGCUGUCAGUCGUAUUGGAAAGAUCUUGUCACUUCUAUUCCGCGAUGAUAUUUUCCAAUUCUUUGAUAGCUGGAACGUUGAGUUGAUCAAGAAUUUGAAGAAACUUGAUCGCUCUGACACACUGAAAACUGUAUCUGAAUGUGUGAAAGCGUUGAUCUGUGUGACCUGUGCUUCUCAAGGAUCUCUCCUCGGAGCAUAUAAUGUUGCUCUGAUUGUGGCCGCAGAUGCAUGGCAAAUGGCUGAAGCAAAGGGAAAGAAAGUUAAAAAAGAGAAAGUGAAGAAGGAGAUUGGAGAGUCCUGGCCACUGAUUGACGAUAUUCUUGAGCUAAUCGACGACUUCAAAUGCGCGGUUUGUGGAACAGAGAAGAUGGAAUUCGUUGAGAAACUCGAAUCGGAAUAA